UGCUGAGACGGGAAACCCUUCCAUGCAGUUCUUCAAAAUCCCGCAGAGGCAAAAAAAAUAAUCCUUCAGUUCUCUUCCAGUUCCCGCUUCCCCCCCUUCCUUGUACUACUUCAGAGGGACUCUAUAUACGACGAAAAAAAGCCUGAACCGGUGACUUGACGCACCCGAGCAAAUCAAAAUGGCCCGGGGUAACCAGAGAGACAAAUCCCGCGAGAAAAACCAAAAGAAAAAGGAACAAGAAAAAAAAACUACCCAGCUGGCAAGCAUUGGCCGAUCAAAAGAAAGAAGCCGACGCACUUGCAGGGGCAAAGAAGAAAUAAGGAUACCCCGUCUUUACCUACGUUGUACAAGCCAGACCGGACGUCGCACGAUGCUUGUCUAUAUAUACCAUUCUCGCAUCCGAUUUUCGAAUAGCAUUUCCACCAAUCCCCGUAUACAUUCCAUUUUGGAGACAGUUCCUCGGCUGUCAAGAAUGGAUAUCGUUGAUGUUGGGUAUAAUUACGGCCUGCGAUAUGGCCUGACUGCGACCCGUGGCGAAGGCCUUGUCAACUGGGUGUGCGCUGUUGGCGCAUGUGACGAGACACAUGGUAUUUAGCAAGGCGUUUAUAUGAUCCGAUAGCGUUCAAAUCUUGCAUAAAGACGGCGCAUGAGGUGCAGCAGAUUUUCCACGUUCUGUUCAUGUAC
Aspergillus ibericus CBS 121593 is the source of this 684-nucleotide messenger RNA. Its product is annotated as 4F5 domain protein. Lineage: Eukaryota; Fungi; Ascomycota; Eurotiomycetes; Eurotiales; Aspergillaceae. The coding region runs from base 179 to 595 and encodes 138 amino acids. The transcript has 4 exons. The record is from RefSeq and is a predicted model, not a curated record.